Messenger RNA from Scatophagus argus, 5175 nucleotides. It is a transcript of the gene asic2, whose product is annotated as acid-sensing (proton-gated) ion channel 2. Gene Ontology annotation, cellular component: membrane. Gene Ontology annotation, molecular function: ligand-gated sodium channel activity. NCBI's taxonomy places the organism in Eukaryota, Metazoa, Chordata, Actinopteri, Scatophagidae. The transcript is spliced from 10 exons. Gene Ontology annotation, biological process: sodium ion transmembrane transport. The record is from RefSeq and is a predicted model, not a curated record. Bases 1218 to 2894 code for a protein of 558 amino acids.
AGGAGGAGCGAAAGGGCAAGUUGAUGGAUUUGAUUUGGGGAGAGUAUUUUUAGAAGGAGGAGCGGAGACAUGAGAGGAAUAUUGAGAUUAGAGAUGCUGUCUUUGAAUGGAGGGGAAAAACCCAGGGAGGAAGAGGAGAAGAAGAGGGGAGAAUAACGGGAGACGGGAGAGAAAAGAGGGUGAGAUGUUGACAUCAGAGUGUGACAGAACAGGUUCUCUCUGGUCUGGUUUCCCACAUCAAACUGCUGUGAGUGUGCACAGGACUGCCUCCUUCCUCAUGUCCAAGUGUGUAGCAUGUUUCUCACUGUGGCUGCGCUGCUGAGGAGCUGGUCCGCUACAAGACGAAGAUGCCCCGUGGUUUACCCGCCCGACCUGAGAACACUGGUUAAAGCCAAGUGGGGUGAGAGAGACGAGGAGCAGACCAGUGACAUCACGAGCGAGUCAAGGCAUCAAAAGUGAGACUGCAAAGUGGGACAGCAAACAAAUGAGCGCGGGAGACUUUUGUGAAUUUAAUUAAAGCUUGUACUUAAUAGUGACAAGGAACUGAUUGCCGCCUCUGGCUGCUGAACGCCUCUGCAAGCCAGUGAAGCUAAAACACACACACACACACACACACACGUUAACUCAGAAGAAGAGAAAGCACAGCGCUGGAACAAGGCAAGCUCUGCUCUAACAGACUGCACCACACCAGCCAGUUCCCCCCACUGUUGCCUCAUUAUUUUAAUUACCUUCCCUUCUUUCAUUUGUUUUUCGUUUUCUCUGCUUAGCCCUUGGUAUUUUGUAUUCUGUCCUCCUCUCUCCCUCUCUCCUCCCCUCCCUCCCUCUUCCUCUUGCGUUCGCUCUCUCUGUCUCAUCCUCUCUUGUUCACUGUCACACUAACUGCGGUGGAUGCUGGAGUCACCCAUGUAGAAGCUACCUUGCUUGAAGCACAUUUGCCAAGCUGAUUUUUUUUUCUUCUCUUGCUGAGUUUGGUGGAUGAUUGGAGCGCUCUGAGAUCGAGAGAGCAGGAGAGAUGACCAACAAGUAGCUACUGCUGAGUGCUUCAGAGCUCCUGCACCACCAGGAGAAGACGACUUCAAAACACAAGAUUUCCUCAGCGUUGCUUCUACGUGUACAUACAGGACAUUUACAGUUAAGACCGCAUGGGUCGUUAGCACUCCUAAGGCAAAACACAUAUCCAGGUGUGGCUUACAGUAGUGGAUUUAUCCUGGAGCUACAUGUGGGCCCCAGCCCCUGAGGCCUGGCUGGGAAAUGAAGCCUUUCCCGCGGCAGUAGGAGCGCUGUGGGCAGCUAUGGCCCUGGAGGGGCGCUGUCUCCGGCGGGGUUCCCCGGCCAUGAUCAGAAAAGGUCGUAAGCGACGUCCUACAAAGCCAGCUCUGGCUCGGGUCACUUCCACUCUGCUGUCAAGGACACGCCUGCAUGGCCUCAGGCAUGUUUGCCUCCCUGGUGGCUCUGUGGGCCGCAGGGCCUUCUGGCUACUGGCCCUCUGCACCUCCCUGGGGCUGCUUUUAUCCUGGUCCUCCAACCGCCUGCUCCACUGGCUUUCCUUCCCCACGUACACACGGGUCCACACAGAGUGGGCCAAAGAACUGGCCUUCCCCGCAGUCACUAUCUGCAACAACAACCCCAUCCGCCUUUACAAGCUCACCAAGAGCGACCUGUAUUUUGCAGGCCACUGGCUGGGCCUGCUCCUGGCUAACCGGACAGUGAGGCCCAUGGUCCUGGACUUGCUGCAAGAGGACCGUCAGGCCUGGUUCAGGAAGCUGUCAGACUUCAGGCUCUUUCUGCCACCCAGAAACUUUGAGGGAACCAACCUGGAGUUUAUGGAUAGACUGAGCCACCAGCUGGAUGACAUGCUCCUCUCGUGCAAAUACAGAGGGGAGCCGUGCGGCGCUCACAACUUCUCUUCUGUGUUCACCAGAUAUGGCAAGUGCUACAUGUUCAACGCUGCAGAGGACGGGAAGACACUCCGCACCACCAUGAAGGGCGGGACGGGAAACGGCCUGGAGAUCAUGUUGGACAUCCAGCAGGACGAGUACCUGCCGGUGUGGGGGGACACAGAGGAUACAGCCUUCGAGGCGGGAGUGCGGGUGCAGAUCCACAGCCAGGCGGAGCCCCCGUUCGUUCACGAGCUGGGCUUCGGCGUGGCCCCCGGCUUCCAGACUUUUGUAGCCACGCAGGAGCAGAGGCUGACCUACCUGCCUCCACCCUGGGGAGAGUGCGAAUCGAAGGCUCUGGAGUCGGGAUUUUUCCAGGUCUACAGUGUAACUGCCUGCCGGAUUGACUGUGAAACCCGCUACAUUGUGGAGAACUGCAACUGCAGGAUGGUGCACAUGCCUGGUGAUGCGUCGUACUGCACACCUGAGCAGUACAAAGACUGCGCCGAGCCUGCCCUCGCCAAACUGUCGGCCGUGGAGAGCAGCAACUGCAUGUGCAGGACGCCGUGCAACAUGACCCGCUACAACAAAGAGCUGUCCAUGGUCAAAAUCCCCAGCAAGACCUCGGCCCGAUACCUACAGAAGAAGUUCAACAAGUCGGAGAAGUACAUCACAGACAACAUCUUGGUGCUGGACGUGUUCUUCGAGGCUUUGAACUACGAGACCAUCGAGCAAAAGAAGGCUUACGAGGUGGCAGGUUUGCUGGGUGAUAUCGGUGGUCAGAUGGGGCUGUUCAUCGGAGCCAGCAUCCUCACCAUCCUCGAACUCUUUGACUAUGCUUAUGAGGUGGUGAAAGACAGACUACUGGAUUUACUGAGCAGAGAGGAAGAGGAGGAGAGUCACGGAGAGGAUGUGAGUUCCUGUGACCCGGUGGCAAACCACUCGGAGUCCAUCAGCCACACUGUGACAGUCCCCCUGCAGACAACGCUGGGCACCCUGGAGGAGAUUGCCUGCUGAGGGCCCCACGCUCCCACCCCCUUCCCCUCAGAGCUGUACACGUCCAGGGGCCGCCUCCACUGGGUGGCGCUACAUCCUCUGUUAGGGCAUCCUGCAGGACCUCAACAGGGGAGGGGAGGAGACGAGGACAAGAACAGGGGCUGGUAUAAGGACGGCGUUGCACUCUGUCACGCCGCCCUGUCUGAGGCACUAAUGGGGAUUAAGGAGCUGUCAGCCGGACUUAUCGGCCCUCUCCGUCACCCCGCACUGUACUGUGGUGGGAGGGUUGCCUCUGCUGUGCCGGACCUGCGGUGGGGUGUGUGUCUCCACAAACCCGCACGCAGAAAAAGACUGGGUGGGGCAACCGCCCAUAAAGGAGGCUCAUCCUUGUGCAGCAUAUCUGUGUAACAGACACAUUUAUAUGUUGGUCACUGCCAAAUGAACUGUACAAAACUGGUUUUGAACCGUCCAAACUGCAUGCGUCGAUCUAUCUUGCUCUCUUUGCUGAUGCAUACGCUGGACUGCAGUGUUGCUUUACUGUACAUGUGUGCCAUUUGUCUCUCUAUCUGCAGGACAGGCCUGUCACAGGGGCCCAGGUGAGGUAUCGAACAUCGAAUGUACAGAUUGAACAUAUGGUUGUUUAAAAUCAUAGUUCAGAUGUGACCGGUCCUCAGAAAAUCUGUUCUACAAAGAGCAAUUUAUCAUUUCUUUGUUUAUUAUGCUGAAAAGCCAGAGAUUGAUGAAGUAUGAGGACAACAAAAACAAAACAUAACUCCUGAACAUUUUGCUUUGUUCACCGAAAACCAAGUGAAAUCUAAAAAUUUUGCAGCUCGCAUUUUGCAUAUUUUUUCUCUCACCUGUCAGUUUGAAUUUAAUCAGUUUACUAAAAGGCAUGUUUGCUGUGUGACUCCUGGGGUGCUGAGCUGUUCUCUGCAGACAUCUUUAAAGAGAUGUCAUACUCUCACUGUUAAUUUAUGUGAAUAAAUGACUGGCUUCUGGCUGCUGCACCUCACCACAGCACCCAGCUAAAUGAGGUAGAAUCUGAAUUUAUUUGCCUGCCAGACAACAAGUCGUGUACAAAACACUGCAGCAAAUGAAUAUGCCCAGGGUGCUGUUAAACCAUUAUUUCAUUACAAGAAUGUCACGGUGAUAUUUCAGACAGCCAUUACCACUUUAUUAUGGAUGGCAUCGUCGUGUCCUUCACCCAACAAAAAUCCCACAUUGGACAAUUUUAAGCAAUUUCCAUUAUUAUAAAAAUUAAUACAAAAGCACCAUGUGGAGGAUACAGACAGGUUUAUUGUUUUUGUUCUAAGCUACAGGGUCUGCUGUGUUAUGGUGUAAAUAUCUGUCUUUUUCUUUUCCUCAUGAAAACGGGUACCAUGCAGACAUGCCUGAAGCAGAUCUAAUUUAAAUGUAUGUGGGCAAAGCAUCAACUCCAGGUCCAGAACAGACUCCAUAUUUGUCACAUUUUUCCAUGCUCCGUGUGCAGCUCUCGGUAAGGUGAGGAUGUUACGCAACAGGCAGUAGCAUUUUGGGGGUAGUUGAAUGUCAAAAAAACGAAGGACACACUCUGCUCCAGGCAUCCCUUGGAUUGCAGGUUCAGCUGGACCGUCGGUGUCCUCAGGGACGACGGUUACGUGUAUGUGGCUUGUGUGAGACCAUGUGGAAGAUUUAGUGCAUUUGAGUUUUCCAAUUCUUGUCCAACAAACAUGGACUCUUGCCAUCAUUGUAAUGUACAUUACAGGUAGGAAUGAAUUCAAGUGCUUCGUGAGACCGUUUCAAUCAUGAUUUCUCAUCUGUGGCUCGACCCUGCUGUCUCUGUGUAUCCCAUGUCGUGGCUUCAGACGAACACAACCCUGAGCCGACCUGCAGGGGGCGCGCCGGCGACACUGGCUGUUUCUUCUCUCUGCUUUGGCUUCAGUUGUUAUCGCAGGACGGCCUUUUCUCAUCUUGUGAUGCAGCAUACAGUGUGUGUGUUUUUAAUGUGAAACAAUUAAAUUAAAAAGUUGUUUUGCAGUGCUGGCGUCCUGUCGUGGCAACACUGGAUAUGACGGCGCAGCUCACGACGAAUCUGAAUUUGCAUAAUCACACCUCGACCUCAGUUUUGUGCAAAAGGGUUCGUUCAGCGCACCUCGGCGGACUCACGAAUCUCCGAUGGAAACGGUCACAGUACAAGCAGAGCUGAUCAAACAUGAAUCGAGAUUAAGUUGCUGCAUUGCGUGUUUCACUUCUCACACGCUUUCAGAAACACAGUGUACAUUUUAGCUGUAACGGGAGUUUAAAAUUUGGAAAACAGACAUUC